Molecule: messenger RNA, 575 nt
Organism: Schistocerca piceifrons (Central American locust)
Lineage: Eukaryota; Metazoa; Arthropoda; Insecta; Orthoptera; Acrididae
Exons: 2
Coding region: 35-415 (126 amino acids)
Source: RefSeq, a predicted model, not a curated record
GCCCAGUGUCCGACCGGCCACACACACUGCAGCCAUGAAGGCGGUGCUGGCCGUUCUGCUGGCCACGGCCGCUUUGACGGCGGCGUCUCGCUUCGGAAUGCCGUAUGGGCGAGCCGUUUCUCCAGGCGCGCCGGAGGAGUGCUGCCAGGACGGGGUGCCGGUGUGCUCGCAGCUGAGCCGGCGGCUGCGGAUACCCGACCUCGGCUGCGAGCUGCUGUGCCGCGGCCAGGGACAACCCGGCUCGCUGGGCUGCAGCUACCGCGCGCCAGUGCCCGCCUGCAGCUGCCGCAACGACGCCGCCCCCUCCACGGCGCCGCCCCCAGAGGCGGAGGCCGACUCCGCGGCGCAGCCGGAGCUGCGCAUGCUCGGCACCAGAGUACCGGACCUCAGAACUCUGCCGCGCACGAGAUUCUAAUAAGGGACGUCGUCUUGUACCUGGCAGCAUAUAUGUCGUCAAAUUACAAAACUUAUUUCAUACGUUCAAAUAACUUACGGGUUUGCUGCCGGGUGACGUCGUCGAACACCGCCGAUAUUUCGACAGCAGCACACCCUGCCAUUCUCAAGGCACAAAUGCA